UCGGAAAGCAAUCUUUAUACGGUGGGUUUUGAAUUUCUGUUGAACAAUAAAGAAGCUGACAAAGAGGAGCAAGAUAUCAAGACAAAGAUCUUCUUUUGCAUCAAGACAAGAACUAAAAGUGUUCAUCGUAAAUCAAUCUUCAGAAUUAUUCAGACAAGUCUCUCUCUCUCUCUCUCUCUCUCUCAAGACCGUAUCUUUCCGGCAAAGCUUAAACCCCUCACCACAGUCAAGUGUGAAAAAAUCAGAUGAACUCACAUCUCUUCCGCGUAAUCUGUAUCCUCCACUCGGUAAUCGCACUCACGAGUGGGACCCUGAUGAUGUUCUACACAGAGAAAGCAUCCAUCUUUGGCCACGGCAGCGACAUAGCCAACAAGCUCAAAGGCUCGACGCCUCACGACGAGCUGCUAAUCCAGAUCUCUCAGUCUUUCUCCGGUUUGCUCCUCUUUGCCAUCGGUUUGGUGCUGUUCAUGGUGUCGUUUGUUAAGGACAGAGAGUUUCACGGCUUCUUCGCCGGAGGAUCUGUGGUUCUCUAUGUGCUUAUGGCUCUGUGGAGAGUUGUGUUUGAGUGGAAGAUCGAAGAUCUUGCGUUUGAGUGUCCUAAGCAAGCGCUUGGGGAUAUUGCUUUGGCUGUUUCUUGGGUGUUCUUCCUAGUUUAUACUUGGAGGGAGAAGUAUGAUUGAUUGAUGCAAAAAAAAGAAAAAGAUGAGGGCUUUUAUGCAAAACUGGAGAUUUAAGAGAACCACUAGCUUGUGUAGAUCAUUACUAUUGUCAGUUUCAUAGUUUGUCAGAAGAAGAUCAAGUGUGAAAAAAAUUGGAUUUUGUAGUUGAAAAUUAGAGAAAAAUUGUCAAUGAUAAUAAUUUGGUUGUUUCAUCUGAAAAGCACAUUGUA
Molecule: messenger RNA, 889 nt
Organism: Raphanus sativus (radish)
Lineage: Eukaryota; Viridiplantae; Streptophyta; Magnoliopsida; Brassicales; Brassicaceae
Exons: 2
Coding region: 246-680 (144 amino acids)
Source: RefSeq, a predicted model, not a curated record